Molecule: messenger RNA, 616 nt
Organism: Aspergillus novofumigatus IBT 16806
Lineage: Eukaryota; Fungi; Ascomycota; Eurotiomycetes; Eurotiales; Aspergillaceae
Product: putative L-PSP endoribonuclease family protein Brt1
Exons: 3
Coding region: 1-387 (128 amino acids)
Cellular component (GO): cytosol; mitochondrion
Molecular function (GO): deaminase activity
Source: RefSeq, a predicted model, not a curated record
AUGGCAACCAAAACCCCCGUCCUCACCGACAAAGCCCCGAAGCCUCUCCCAGGCAUCUACUCGCAAGCCAUCAUCGCUAAUGGAGUCGCCUACUGCUCCGGGGCGGUCGCGAUGGAUCCCGAAACAGGGAAAUUGAUCGAUGGGGAUGUCAAGGCUCAUACGCAUCAAUGCAUCAAGAACCUCACGCAUGUCCUCGAGGCGGCCGGCACCACUAUCGACAAGGUGGUCAAGGUUAAUGUCUUUCUGUCGGAUAUGGAUAACUUUGCCGAUAUGAAUUCGGUGUAUAUGCAGUACUGGGGGGAUGUGAAGCCCUGUCGGACUUGUGUGGCUGUCAAAACGUUGCCGCUGAAUACGGAUGUAGAGAUUGAGUGUAUUGCUGUGCUGUGAUGAGCUGCGCUGCGGCAUUGAACCGGCGUGUCGGAUUCUUUUUAAAUUUCCAAGGUAUCAUUAUGAAUCUAUACAUAGUGGUAUUCAAGAAAGCAUGUGCAGGUCCAGUAGCAAUCUACCAUAUCGCACAGUGUCAGGAGCACUAAAGAUCUGCCACAACUGUAUGCGGGGUCUAAUAUGUCUCUGUACCUCACGUCGGACUAGAUGUAGAGGGCAUUAAACCUGCCGG